GAACUGUAGUUUUGAUCUCUGACCUAAAACCUUAAACGUCAUGGCAAUUACAUAAAAUCUUUUUCAGGUUCUUGAACUUUAUUACUGGUCGUCGAAAUCUCCGAUCGGCAGGUAUUUUCAGUGGGACAGAAGAGAGCGUUAAUGACUGGUUAGAUGUUUUUAGUAACUUCCUGUGAAUAUGAUAAGGAAGUGUAAACAGCGCGCAUGGAGGGCGUGUCUGUGUCAUAUAUGUUCCUGUUAGCUGUGAUCAUGGGGAUUUCUCUUUAAAAUGUGUCUUUAGUGCUGGAUUAUGGGGGACGCGGCGGUAGCGAAGCGUCGGGAGCAGUUGACGCGUUGGUCGGGCUCCAGUACAGACAGAGAGCCGGCGGUGCCGCGGAGUCGCUGGAGAGGAGAGACGAGCACCGGAGCUCCUGUUGGAGGCAGAACAGACACCAAUGAGCAGCAGAAAAAAAACAGGUUGCGGGUAAGGUUUGAGAAGACUGCAGAGUUCUUAGCAGUGUGUGCUAGUGGUGACACAGAGGAGGCAGGCGAGAUGCUGAGAGAAGUACGAGUAAAGAACGGAGAUGACGACGUGGUCAACUGUGCCAAUGCAGAUGGAAUAACAGCUUUACACCAGGCCUGUAUCGAUGGCAGUAUGGAGAUGGUGGAAUUUCUUCUGUCUCAGGGUGCCAAAGUUAACCAGGUGGACAGUGAGGGUUGGACUCCUCUUCAUGUGGCUGCAUCCUGUGGGAACCUGGAGAUAACAGAAUUUCUGCUCCAGCAGGGUGCAUCUCUCUGCACCGUGAACUGUGAUGGCGAUGUACCACUGGACAUUGCAGAGGAUGAGGCCACAGAGACACUGCUGCAGGAGCACACUUCAACUCAUGGUAUGGAUGUGGAAGCAGCUAAGCGGGCAGAAGAGGAGUGGAUCAUGCAUGAUGCCCGCCAUUGGCUCACAGACGGGCUACCUGCUAAUAUUUGCCACCCCCGGACUGGUGCUACUCCCUUACAUGUUGCAGCAGCUAAAGGAUAUUUGGAGGCCAUUAAAUUGUUGUGUCAAUGUGGUCUGGAUGUGAGUUCUAAAGACUACGAUGGCUGGACUCCUCUCCAUGCUGCGGCUCACUGGGGGCAAAGUGAAGCCUGCCGCCUGCUUGCCGAGCAGCUGUGUGACAUGGAGGCCAUUAGCAAUGGGGGUCAGACUCCAUUUGAUGUGGCGGACGAGAGCGUUGUUUCUUUACUAGAAGAGCUGUCUCAAAGACAGGCUAAUUGGAGGACUGAACAGGCACUUUUUGAGCAACAGAAUUCACAGAUCUCAAAUGCCAACACUGCAAACAAGAAACGCAGCUCUGUGUGCCGGAUGAGCAGCAGGGACAAAAUAUGUGUACAGGACCAGUCUAAAGAACGAGGGGUCUCAGGUGGCCUGGAUCUCAACGAUGAGAGAGAAAGCAGCCCAGAAAGUUCAACAGUAUCAUCUCCAGAAAGCAUUGUUCCUUCUUCAGAGACCAGUGAGGAUAAAGAAGUCAAGGUGAAUGAUCAGGACAGAGCGAGUCGCACAGCAGUUGUGCAGCCCACCCCUCAGAGGCGAGAGUCACCCGCUGAGAGCCCCAGUAACGCCUCUAGUGACGGAAGGAAGUUUCAGGCUCCAGUGAGAGACGAGGAAUCAGAGUUUCAGAGGAAAGCUCGCUCGCGUCUCAUGCGGCAGUCACGCCGAUCAACACAGGGAGUAACACUGACAGAUCUUAAGGAAGCAGAACGGAGUAUUGUUAAAAUCAAUGAACCUCAGAACCUCAGUGUUCAGCCUGUGAGCCCCAACAUCACAGUAACACCAGCUGAGAGAGACAUAGAGCCAGUGAAGGAAUCUGGAGAGGCAGAGACAAGACUAGGAGUGAGAGAUCGCAGGAAAGGGAGGAAAGAGAGACGCUCUACUGGUAUCGUUCAGCUGGCUGAAGAGAUGGAUGAUUUUGAUGCAAAUGAAGAUGCUGAAAAAGACAAGAGCAUAAGGGAUCCUCUGUUAGAUGAUUCCAGACACUCUUCUCAUUAUUUUAGAAAGUUGUAUCUGCAGGUGUUGCAAGAGAAUGGAGAUCUAAAAGAGAAACUGCAGGAAACUCAACUGCAGCUAAAUGAAAGUAAAGUUCAGCUGGAGAAACUCAAACAGAAUCAAGAGAAUGGAUCAGACAGACCAGCCUUACUGGAGCUGGAGAGAUUUGAAAAAAAAGUUCUUCAGCGGAGAGCAUCUGAGUUAGAAGAUGAACUCAAAGUGCUUGUGGAUUUGCGUGCUGAUAACCAGAGACUGAAGGAUGAAAACGCAGCUCUCAUUCGUGUCAUUAGUAAGCUGUCUAAAUGAACCUUUGGGCUCUUUGCAUUGUUUUCCUGAAUUCUUUGCCCAAACAAAGAACUGCACAAUAUUUUUCUUUCCCUCUCUCAUCUCCGGGACAUAUACAUCUGCCCGGGGUGGUUAAACUACUGUUCUUCAAUUUGAUAUGUACAUAUGUGAGGCCUUGUUUAGCUGCCAUUUUAGAUCCAUCAAAACUGGAAUUUUCCAUCUGCUGUUCAGCUGCUUUAGAUUUUGGUGUUGAGCUUUGAUUCAGGGUGCUCUUGUGUCAUUUGUAAUGCUAUUGAUUUAUUUUGUGCAAUGUGCUUGCUGCUUUUUAUUAAUAGCACAGCUUUAAUGUUUCUUAAAAUUCUGCAGACUUGCCAUCUCACUAAUUUAGUUCACAUCCUUAUUGUACCCUUAUUACACUGGGCUGCACUGAUGACAAUGUUAUUGAUACUUUGAAGUUUCAGUUCAGGUUUACUGUUGAGUUUCACUUAAAGACAUCUACCAUUGCAAACUCUUUGCCUUUUGGCAGGUACUUCUUAACCUGUUAAUAUAGAUAAAUCAAAAGUUUAUAAUACAAAGAAUAUAGGAUGGAAUGUAGUUCAUUAAUAGCAAAGAAUUGACAUCAUAGAUCUGUAAUGUUAACGGAUCAGAUGAAUGUACAUUGAAAUAGAAAUUAAAUUUUAUUUUAUAUAUUUUCUUAUGCAUUCAUAUUUGAAUGUACAUGAAGUACUGAUCUGUUAAGCAUGAUCUAAUAUUUGUUAAAGGCUUAUUAGUGAAAUUACAGUGUUAUCAAACUUACAAAUGUUUAAACCUAGCUUUUUAAUGUCAUGGCGCUGUUAGCUUGCCAAUGCCAUCAUAAUUUUAGCUUAAAUGUUUCUUUUGUUUUUUAAAAAUAUUUCUUGUAAUGGUGUGAGAGAAAAAAAGUGCCAAACAGUAAUGACAUUGCUCAGGGGUCUCUUGGUGAGGCAGUAGAACAUCUUGGGGUUGUGUGUCUUUUUCUCAGUAUGUAUUUGGAUUAACACUGUACUUUAGCUGACUACUGUUCUUUGGACCAAAUAGGCAUUAGUAUGAAUCUAUUUCUCUAUUAUUGCAUAUUUAUGAAUAUAUUAUAUAUGGUGAAUUUUGAUGAUGUUGUGUUCUGCCAGUGGUGUAAUCUCUUUUUACAAGGAAGAGACACAAAGUGUUUUGUACUGUGAUUAUGAGUUUUGUCCUAAACCAAACUGGCGCCAUAGGUCAAAGCUUUUUAAAAGUUUACCACUGUUUAUUCGUUUUCCCUUAAAAUGAUUGCUUUCAGAGCUUAAGCAUUUGUUCAUCCAGCCAGUGUAUUUUGCCAAAAAAAUGUGCCUUAUAUAUAUCUGUUGCUUUGUUAAAAAAGGAUGACCAAUAAAUAUCAGUGCAAAUGGUUGUGUAACAACCAUUAAAGUGGUCUCUGCACCAUUGCUUUUAGCUCUUGCAUAAAUAAAUAGCAGCUUGCUAGACAUUAUUUUCAAAAGUUUGAUUUCCCAUUAGUGGCAGUGGUAGAAAAAUUAAAUGAAAUGUAUGUAGUAGACAAAUGUUUUCUGGUUCCUUGUGAGAAUUUAGAAUAUGAUAAAUUAAAAUCUUACUGGGAAACAC
This is a messenger RNA of Pimephales promelas (fathead minnow), 3913 nucleotides long. It is a transcript of the gene ppp1r12c, whose product is annotated as protein phosphatase 1, regulatory subunit 12C. Gene Ontology annotation, cellular component: cytoplasm. NCBI's taxonomy places the organism in Eukaryota, Metazoa, Chordata, Actinopteri, Cypriniformes, Leuciscidae. Gene Ontology annotation, molecular function: enzyme inhibitor activity; phosphatase regulator activity; protein kinase binding. The record is from RefSeq and is a predicted model, not a curated record. Gene Ontology annotation, biological process: signal transduction.